GCCUUUUCGACGAGUACAGCAGCCAAGUCCAUCAGCUUCGCAGACCUUAUUAUGUCAAGGUCAAGCUGUAGAUCGUUCGACAACACUCCAGUUCCGAAAGAUACCAUUCAGAACAUUCUUGACAAGGUUGGCUUGUGCCCAAAUUCUUAUGGUCCCCAUACAUUCCAUACAUUUGUUGUGACGAACAAAAAUCUAAUCAAUGAUAUAACGAACGCCGCGCAGCAAAGUUGGAUUCGGACUUCUCCCCUUCUUUUCGUGUUCUGCUCGGAAUGUGGAAAUCGGAGCUAUGACUCAAAAGCCAUGAAACUCUAUAACAUUCAAGAUGCAGCAAUCGCCCAAACUUUUUCCAUGCUGGCUAUUGAGGAAGAAGGCCUAGGUUCAUGUUGGGUAGGAGGCUUCGAUCAAGAGAAGGUUCAGAAAAUUCUCAAUAUCCCUACACACCUUUGUCCUGUAGGCAUUCAAGUCUGUGGAUACAGAAGAUCGAAAGCGUCUCAUUCUAAAAAAGUGCCGCAAAAAUCAUACAGUUUUUUGGAUUCUUCUGUUUUAGGAAUACACUUUAUUUUAUUUUAUUCUAUUCUAUUUUUAUGUUUGCGUCAUUUUCUCGAGUUUUUUGCCAAAGGGCACCAGUGUUGA
This is a messenger RNA of Blastocystis hominis, 633 nucleotides long. RefSeq lists its product as hypothetical. Gene Ontology annotation, molecular function: oxidoreductase activity. The transcript has 5 exons. The record is from RefSeq and is a predicted model, not a curated record. Lineage: Eukaryota; Bigyra; Opalinata; Blastocystidae. Bases 52 to 633 code for a protein of 193 amino acids.